Lingula anatina is the source of this 1776-nucleotide messenger RNA. RefSeq names its product heat shock 70 kDa protein 12A-like. The record is from RefSeq and is a predicted model, not a curated record. Lineage: Eukaryota; Metazoa; Brachiopoda; Lingulata; Lingulida; Lingulidae.
AUGAAAAGAGCGCCCAGACAUGCUUUUGACAGUAUUUUACUUUUAGGUGGAACCAUGAGUAGCACAGAGCAAUGCUUGUUGGUUGUAGGCAUAGACUUCGGUACGACAUAUUCUGGUUAUGCAUAUUCAUUUAACUAUGAAUAUGCCCUUGACCCCUUAAAGAUUAACGUGAACAAACUUACGCGAACAAGCCAUGGAGCCAAUUUUUACAAAGUACCCACAGCUAUCCUGUUCCACCGUUCACGCACAGAUGAUCAAAGCGUAUACUUUGGCAACGAGGCAGAGGAAACAUACGCAGAUCUAGUGAUUGAGAAAGAAUCACACAAUUGGCUCCUGUUUCGACAAUUCAAGAUGAAUCUUUAUUACGUAAAAAAUCUUAGUCGUGAGACCAUGUUAGAAUCGGCCUGUGGGGUACAUCAUAAGGCUUUGGACGUGUUUUCAAAGUCAAUAGGCUACUUUAAGAGGCACCUGAUGGAAUCGGUUAAAAAUGAAGUAGCUACCAUCACCAUGGAUGAUAUAAAUUGGGUUAUCACUGUCCCGGCAAUUUGGAAUGAUGCUGCAAAACAAUUUAUGACGGAAGCGGCGGUAGAGGCAGGAAUAAAAAAGAAUCACCUCAUGUUGGCCCUGGAGCCAGAAGCCGCGUCCCUGUAUUGCCGCAUUCUACCCGUUGAUAGGAACGAAGAUGCCAGCAACCAAAUCAACGCAUCCCAACCAGGAACUAAGUACAUGACACUGGACAUAGGAGGAGGCACGGUCGACGUGACAGUCCACCAGAUAGAGAGUGAUGGACGUCUCACGGAAAUACACAAGGCAUCUGGCGGUGCUUGGGGCGGAACAAGGGUAGAUGAAAACUUUAUCAAAAAGUUACAUCAGUACUGUGGACAGCAAACGUACGAAGAAUUUGCCACAGAACACCCUGCAGAUCGUGUAGAAUUGCAGCAUUAUUUUGAAUUGGCUAAGAGACGUACAACAAAUGUUCUAGAGGGUGAAUGGAUUAAUAUCCACAUUCCUUACGAGCUGAAAUGCAAAUGGAAUAGAUCAAUUGAGCACUCAGAAUACAAAUGGGCUGGAGAUAAGAUUAGGAUGAAAAGGGAAGUAUUUGAAAAGCUGUUUGAGAGUUCCAUUCAAAGUAUCAUUAACCACUUGUAUGAACUGUUCAAAGCCCUUCAAAAUUUAAACAUAAUGUUUUUGGUAGGUGGUUUCUCAGAAUGUCGAAUUCUUCAAGAUGCAGUAAAGCGCGAGUUUCAGCAGCGUGUGGCGGCAAUUCGUGUGCCCAGAGAUGCGGGGUCAGCGGUGAUGCUGGGGGCGGUACUAUACGGCCAUGAUCAGUCCAUGAUUUGGAAGCGCAUCAGCCGUUCAACAUACGGUGUUGGCGUUUGGACAGAUUUUGACCCAAAAAUCCACUCUCCUGGCAAAAAGUGUGUAGUUGAAGGUAAAGAAUGGUGUAAAGAUACAUUUGAUACCUUUCUGAAAGCUAAUCACACGUAUGAAUGUGGACAAGAAAUUCACAAAGUUUUUCAUCCACUCAAAAGUGAUCAAAAGGAAGUUAGUAUUCCAGUGUACAUUUCACAAAAUGUAGAAGUCAAGUACGUUACAGACCCCAACUGUAAAAUGAUAGGCUGUUUACGUCUUGAAAUGCCCGACACAACACUAGGUAAAAACCGACCGAUCGAUGUAACCUUCAGAGUAGGAGGCACAAAUCUUCAAGUGUUUGCCAUAGACCGACAGCAUGCUGAGACUGUUCAAGCUCAAUUUGACUUUCUGUCACACAACUAA